Molecule: messenger RNA, 771 nt
Organism: Olea europaea var. sylvestris
Lineage: Eukaryota; Viridiplantae; Streptophyta; Magnoliopsida; Lamiales; Oleaceae
Product: sm-like protein LSM8
Exons: 6
Coding region: 191-487 (98 amino acids)
Biological process (GO): mRNA splicing, via spliceosome
Cellular component (GO): U4/U6 x U5 tri-snRNP complex; U6 snRNP; precatalytic spliceosome
Molecular function (GO): RNA binding
Source: RefSeq, a predicted model, not a curated record
AUUUCGUUGCUCAGUUUGUAGCGAGUGGUUCAGUAGAGGUUUCCCAGCGCACGAACCAGUAGUAUUGUAAGGUACAAGUUUGCAUUUUUUUCUCCCAGCGGAUUUUUAUUUCUUCUCUCUAGGGUUCGCAAAGGUCCAAGAAUCAGCGACUUAAAAAGAAUCGUUGCCUAUUUGUAUUGGAGAUCAGAAGAUGUCUAGUGGGCUUGGGCUUGAGAAUCUUGUUGACCAAACAAUUUCAGUGAUCACAAAUGAUGGGCGAAAUAUAGUGGGAAUCCUGAAAGGUUUUGACCAAGCUACUAAUAUAAUUCUUGAUGAGUCUCACGAACGGGUGUAUUCCACGAAGGAAGGUGUACAACAACUUGUGCUCGGCCUCUACAUCAUAAGGGGCGACAACAUAAGCAUUGUUGGAGAAAUAGACGAAGAGCUAGAUGCUAGCUUGGACUUGUCACUACUGAGAGCUCAUCCUCUGAAGCCAGUUAUACAUUGAUUUGUAACAUGACAGUAUCUAAAGAUUGCUUAGGUAGGAAUCUAGAAAACACACCCAAAACGCAGGGGAUUGUGGCGUGGGAUGAAAAGGAGAGUUGUGAAACAUUCUGAGGAAAAGAUAGAUGUGAAUGGAGUUUUGCAGUUUGGAACUAGCAUGUACCUUUUGUAAGGAUCUGAAAAUUAUUGUUUUGAUUUUGCAAACCCUGUUCUAUAGUUUGUGUUUUCUACUUUCAGUUGACGAAUACUGGAAAACUGAUAUCUGGAAAAAGGUUUGAAUUUUUAUCA